This is a messenger RNA of Polypterus senegalus (gray bichir), 1540 nucleotides long. Its product is annotated as kazal-type serine protease inhibitor domain-containing protein 1-like. Gene Ontology annotation, cellular component: extracellular region. The record is from RefSeq and is a predicted model, not a curated record. Gene Ontology annotation, molecular function: insulin-like growth factor binding. The transcript has 4 exons. Gene Ontology annotation, biological process: regulation of cell growth; regulation of signal transduction. NCBI's taxonomy places the organism in Eukaryota, Metazoa, Chordata, Cladistia, Polypteriformes, Polypteridae. The coding region runs from base 266 to 1081 and encodes 271 amino acids.
ACACAUUCCGCGAGAUAAACCUUAAAAUCUUAAACCAAAUGAAGCUAAUUGAAGUAUCAAGAGGAGAAACGCAAAUCAUCGGCACCAGACAAACGUUACCUUGACCGUACCUCACGGAUUCAUUUUAAAGUCUGCCAUAGAUAAUAAAGUAACAUUCCAACCUGUUGGGCGAAGAACGGAAGGGACAACGGCAAAAAGACUGAAUGUUAUCGACUGAACAGCGGAAACACCCCUAACUAUAAGAUCUGCGAGCGCCCUAAGAGCAAUGCUUCUGCUGACGCUUCUGCUUUCGGGAGUGCACACAUUCCCAGCUAACGUUUCAAGCCCUUCGGCAACCUCCAAUCCAAGCUUACUAGCACUUACUGCCAUAGACUGCCCACCGUGCCAGCCCGAGCUGUGCCCACUAACACCCUUGUGUCCAGCAGGGUGGGUGCUGGGUCGUUGUGGCUGCUGUCAGGAAUGUGGGAAUGUGGAAGGACAGCCGUGUGACCUUGACCCCCGAGGAGCUUUCUACGGGCGAUGCGGUCGUCACCUACGCUGUCAGCUGGACACUGCCGAUCUGCGGCACGGAGACAUCCCGGAGCCACGAUGUGUUUGCGAAUCUCAGCAAGUGGUUUGCGGGUCGGAUGGCGCGACCUACGAGAAUAUCUGUCGCAUGGAGGAAAGGACACAGCAUAGUGUAACUGUGACGAGCAGCGGCCCAUGUGAAGCAGCUCCCCAGAUCAAACUACCUCCUCAGAACCUGGUCAGUGUGACUGGUAAAGAUAUCAUCUUCCAUUGUGAAGUCUUUGCUUUUCCCAUGGUUACAAUAGAAUGGUGGAAAGAUGACCACUCGGAGAGUCUGCCUGGUGAUGACCCUCAUAUUUCUGUGCAAUGCCGAGGAGGACCAAUGCAUUAUGAACUUUCAAGCUGGCUGCAGAUCGAGACUCUCAGAAAACAUGAUGCUGGGAUGUAUCACUGUGUGGCUUCAAACAAAUUUGGCAGAGUGAUGGCUUCUGCUAAUCUCACUGUAGUGGAUGAAGAUUUUUUGCCUGUUCAAGAACUGCAACCUGAAAGCGCAGAGGAUGAGGAUUAUUAUUAAAGAAUAUUAAACAACAUUUUCUACAGCUAAUUAUAACUCGGCCAACACGUGGAAUCUUUCCUAUAUGUUUGAUGGUUUGAGACCGUUUCUAAUUUAAAGAGUUAUCUUUAUUUGAGCCACCUCAGGUUGUUUUCCUGGCUGAACAAAGUAGGAUAAAAUGAUUUUACCCUGUUUAUGUCGUCCUAAUAAUGAUUUGUUUGCUCUCAGUUUUUUUGUCAUCCAGUACAGACUUUCUUAGCUUUUGAAUCAAACUGUGUUUUUCAUUGAUGCUGCCCAAGCUUGGAUGAGUCAGAAAAUGAGAGGCAUUGUAAGACAAGCCAGGAGAGGGUGUGAGAGAGCUGUUUUAAUGAAGGUAAUGUCUACGUGUGUUCACAUGUAAUCUUUAGUUAAAUCCUUUAAAAUGCAAAACUGUGAUCAAUUUAUUUAUCUACAGAUAAUAAAUCAGUAAAUACAUACAUA